Brassica napus (rape) is the source of this 1648-nucleotide messenger RNA. RefSeq lists its product as uncharacterized. Lineage: Eukaryota; Viridiplantae; Streptophyta; Magnoliopsida; Brassicales; Brassicaceae. The record is from RefSeq and is a predicted model, not a curated record. The transcript has 5 exons. Bases 274 to 687 code for a protein of 137 amino acids.
CAACGCGGGUACGUCCGAGUAACUUAGCGCGAAGACCUAUGUAAAUCCGAGUAUUAUAAUAGUUUAAUUUUUUCUUUAGCUAAGAAAGGGUCCGUAAACAAGGAGUUUAAGGACUUAAUCCUUACGUAUGUGGCAACACCUGAUAGGCUAGGGGGAUUGGGAUGUUUUCGCGUGGGGAAAAAAACCGAGUCAGUUUCUUUCUACUUCUCAAAAAAAAAACUCUCCGCGACAUCGAAGGCGAUACGGCGACAGGAGAAAGCUUAAGGUGUUGAAAUGGAAGAAGAAUUAAGAGAUAUGAAAGCACGGAAAGAUUACUACAACAUGCUUCAUUACGUUGCAGAUGCGCAACAGGGUAUUCCUCAACUCUGUCCUUGUGGAUCAAUCACGAAGGAAGUCGUUGAUGAAGAGGACACGUACGACUACCUACCGGGGAAAAGAUAUUUCAUUUGCAAAGAUUUCGAGAAUGACGGGUUGCAUUUCAGGCAACCAUGGGUUAUGGGAAUGCAACAAGAGGUUGAGAGGCUUAAAAAAAAAUUCUACGAGCAGGAGAAGCUUCUAAGAGAGUGCCAGUCGCUUAAGGAGCAGGUGAGGAUGCUGCUUAAGCGUGUGACUGAACUUGAGAGAGCCCAUUCCGAGUUCAAACGUAAGUUUAGCAUAUCGUAUGCUUGCUUAUGGGAGCGCAGCUGACGCCGCUGACGAAUAUCUCCGACUUGGUGAAAGCACAGCACUUUCGUGUUUAGUUAAUUUCACCGAAAGCGUAAUACAUUUAUUUGGAGAGGAGUAUUUACGAAAACCAACUCCAGAGGAUCUUCAACGACUACUGGAUAUUGGAGAGAUACGUGGCUUUCCGGGAAUGAUAGGAAGCAUAGACUGUAUGCAUUGGGAGUGGAAAAAUUGCCCAACCGCUUGGAAGGGACAGUACACACGUGGAUCAGGAAAACCGACAAUUGUCUUGGAGGCGGUUGCUUCACAAGAUCUUUGGAUAUGGCACGCUUUUUUCGGUCCUCCAGGUACCUUAAAUGAUAUUAACGUCCUCGAUCGGUCACCUGUUUUUGAUGACAUUUUGCAAGGUCGAGCUCCAAGGGUGCAGUACAUGGUCAACGGACACCAGUAUGAUAUGGCGUACUACCUCACGGACGGUAUAUAUCCAAAAUGGUCAACAUUUAUCCAAUCUAUCUCACUCCCUCAAGGUCCUAAAGCAGAGUUAUUUGCAAAAUAUCAAGAAUCAACCCGAAAAGAUGUGGAGCGCGCUUUUGGAGUAUUGCAAGCUCGAUUUGCAAUAGUGAAAAAUCCAGCUAUUUUGUGGGACAAGAAGCAGAUAGGGAUGGUUAUGCGAACAUGUAUCAUACUUCACAAUAUGAUAGUAGAAAAUGAACGCAACGGAUACACUCAGUAUGAUACAUCUGAGUUUGAAGAAGGAACCUCGACCAGAAGUUCAAAUGUGGAUGCACCCAGUACUUCCGAGAUGCCUCCAAAUCUCGCUAAUAUGCUUCUUAUACGGACUCAUGUUCGUGAUAGGCGUUUACAUGAACGAUUGAAAAAUGAUUUGAUAGAAAAUAUUUGGAACAAGUUUGGUAAUGAUGAAGAUGAAUAAUUAUUGUAUGUUUACAUUUAAUCAUUCAAUAAAUAAAUUUAAGCUUUAAAUGUU